CAACCUAAUCGACCAUAUGCUGCAUAUUUCCUUCCGUCAUUGAACUUACACUCUGCUUAUCCAUCACGACCUCGCUGUCGUAUAAAUCCCCCCACGGCCCAGAAAGCGGACUUCCCAAACCAGUCAGUAUCUUCCUACCGCGCCGCCCUCGACACACGUCCAACCGAAGAUGGUCUUGAAGUUGUACGGCUCCCCCCUCUCCACCUGCACCCGGCGCGUCGCCGCCGUGCUCAAGGAGAAGAACGUUCCCUACGAGCUCAUCGCCGUCGACCUGGCGUCUGGCGCGCACAAGUCUCCGGAGUACCUCGCGAAGCAGCCGUUCGGCCAGGUGCCGUACAUCGUGGAGGAGGACGGCUUCCAGCUGUUCGAGAGCCGCGCGAUCGGGCGGUACAUCGCGCUCAAGUACGCGGGCCAGGGCAACAAGGUCCUACCGGACCCUGCGGACCUCCGGGCCGUGGCGAAGUUCGAGCAGGCGGCAAGCAUCGAGCUGAGCAACUUCGACCCGUUCGCGAGUCAGAUUGCGUUUGAGAAGGUGUUCAAGAAGAACAAGGGCCUGGGCGAGGCGGACCCUGCGCGCGUAGCGAGCCUGACGAACCAGCUCCUUGCGAAGCUCGACGCCUACGAAGUCAUCCUGUCAAAGCAGAAAUACCUCGCGGGUGACGAGGUGACGAUUGCGGACCUGUUCCAUCUGACCUACGGGUCGAUGCUCUCUCCGCUCGGCGUCAACGCACUCGAGGACGCUACGAAGCGGCCCAACCUGGCGCGGUGGUGGAAGGACAUCACUUCUCGGCCCUCCUGGCAGGCUGUGAAGAACGGGGCUUGAAGGCAGUGGGCGAGUCGAAGUGUUAAUUUAUAUCUGUGGAAACUGACUGUAAACGUACCGUGUUGAGCGAGC
Messenger RNA from Fomitopsis serialis, 895 nucleotides. Its product is annotated as glutathione transferase. The record is from RefSeq and is a predicted model, not a curated record. The transcript has 4 exons. The coding region runs from base 170 to 823 and encodes 217 amino acids. Gene Ontology annotation, cellular component: cytoplasm. Lineage: Eukaryota; Fungi; Basidiomycota; Agaricomycetes; Polyporales; Fomitopsidaceae. Gene Ontology annotation, molecular function: glutathione binding; glutathione transferase activity.